AUGACUGCACCUCGCGACCAGGAAAAGAUGUCGGAGAACAUCCAGGCUCUUGAUGCUGAGAAGCAGAACUCUGCUCAUCAGGAGUAUUCGUCUGAGGUUCUUGACAAGAAGACUAAUGGAGAUUACUCGGGUGCCACUGCAAAGACUGAUCCCGAGGAGAUCAAGCUUGUCAAGAAGUUGGAUCUCUGGAUCAUGCCUACUCUCUGGUUCAUGUACUGGCUCAACUAUCUUGAUCGAAAUGCCAUCACGUUGGCUCGUCUCAACGGCUUCGAAGAGGAUCUCGGCCUCAAGGGAUCUCAGUACAACACGGCCGUUUCCAUCCUCUUUGUCGGAUACACCCUCGGCCAAAUCCCCAGCAACAUGAUCAUCACGCGCGUCCGUCCUUCGUGGUACAUGGGAGGCUUCAUGAUGGCCUGGGCCGUCGUCAGUGCCCUCACUGCUGUGGCUCACAACUAUACCGGUGCCCUCCUUACGCGCUUCUUUCUCGGUAUCGUCGAGGCUCCCUACUAUCCUGGUGCUCUGUACACGCUGUCGACUUUCUAUACACGAAAGGAGCUGGCGACUCGGAUUAGUAUCUUGUACUCGGGUAAUGUCCUCGCCUCUGCCUUUGCAGGCUUGAUUGCGGCAGGUGUCUUUGAAGGCAUGGAUGGACUCGCCGGCAUCAAGGGUUGGAGAUGGCUCUUUAUCCUCCAGGGAGCUGUGACCGUCCUCGUCGCCAUCGUGGCAUGCUUCACUCUCCCCGACGAGCCCCUCACAACACGAUGGCUCACCCCGGAGCAGCGCCAACUCGCCCACGACCGCGUCCAAAGAGAUACCGUCGGAGAAAAAGGUAACGGCAACCCUUGGAGUGGCCUCCGAGAAGCGUUGGCCGACCCGAAGGUCUGGGUCUUUGUCGUCUUGCAACAUCUGCACCUGGCUACAAACGGCUUCAAGAACUUUUUCCCAACCAUUGUCAACACGCUGGGUUUCAACAGAACCAUCACGCUCGUCCUGACGUGCCCUCCCUUCCUCAUCGCCGGAGCCAUCUCGAUUCUCUGGGCCAAGUCCUCGGGACACUUUAACGAGAGCACCUGGCAUAUUACCAUCUCCAAGAUAGUUGCGACGUUUGGUUUCGUCCUGGCUUGUUCUACCAUGAAUGUCGGAGCGAGGUACUUUGCCAUGUGCGUCUUCACCAUUGGAACAUACGGCGUCAACUCUAUUCUUCUGGCCUGGGUCGGAAACACUUGUGGUCAGACAAAGGAGAAGAAAGCUUCUGCCCUCGCUCUGGCCAAUGUCAGCGCCACGCUCAGUCUCAUUUGGACUCCUUAUCUCUGGCCUUCCUCGGACGCUCCUCGAUAUGUGAUCCCUCUGUCUAGCAGUGCGGCCUUUGCGGUUGCUUGCAUUGCAGGCGUGUGGCUUAUGAGGUUCAUGCUGGUGAGGCAGAACAGGAAGAUCAGGCAGAGUGACUCUGAGGCUACAUUGUUCUACGCCUACUGA
Molecule: messenger RNA, 1476 nt
Organism: Fusarium keratoplasticum
Lineage: Eukaryota; Fungi; Ascomycota; Sordariomycetes; Hypocreales; Nectriaceae
Exons: 3
Coding region: 1-1476 (491 amino acids)
Biological process (GO): transmembrane transport
Cellular component (GO): membrane
Molecular function (GO): transmembrane transporter activity
Source: RefSeq, a predicted model, not a curated record